This is a messenger RNA of Chinchilla lanigera (long-tailed chinchilla), 1672 nucleotides long. Its product is annotated as spermatogenesis-associated protein 31A3-like. The coding region runs from base 14 to 1141 and encodes 375 amino acids. The transcript is spliced from 5 exons. The record is from RefSeq and is a predicted model, not a curated record. NCBI's taxonomy places the organism in Eukaryota, Metazoa, Chordata, Mammalia, Rodentia, Chinchillidae.
CUGCGAUUAGAAGAUGGAGAAUUUUCUCAUUCCUCUGAAAAGCCUUAGUGCCACAUGGCUGAGCCCCAGCUGCACUACCUUUGUGAUGGAUAUGAUCCUUGCCAUUGUGUGUGGACUGGGGCUCUUCUUUCUGUUACUGCCCUGGCUCCAGGGUGAACCAUCCUUACCACCACCCAGGAGAAGUAGAAAUAUCAGGAAGGUAAGAAACCCACAGCUCAGACCCAGCAGAGAUUGCCGGAUGUACCAUAAGCUGGAUAAGACCCUAACUUCCCUUCUGGAAAGUGAGUUGGAACUUGGUCACCACCAAUUCUCAGAUCUCAAAAUUCUGGGGACCCAGUUCCAACAGAAUUGGAUCCAGUUUUUCUGGGGUCUGCCCGCUCUGCAGAGCGAAUCCUUGGUGGCUGCUGCCUGGAUCUCUCAGAAUCCUCCUCUACAGCCUCCCCCAUUUUCAUUCAACAAAACUCAAAAUCUUUCCGCAGUUCAGGGGCAGGAUAAAAUGUGUCCACAGCCCCUGUCCUCUCUGGACCCCCAAACCCCUCCCUUGAUUCUCUCUACCGCCAAACUCCAGCCCCCUCGUCUAGGUCAGGUGCAGUCUCAGGCCCAUCUCCAAUCCUUUCCCCCACCCUUCCUCCCACAUUGUUCACCCCACAUUAGGGACUGUGGAGCAGCUUGGCCGACACCCCAUAAUAAUCCACAACAUCUCAUCCCCGCUGAAACUCGACACCCAGGAGGGUCCUUAUUAAGAACACAGACCCUGAGUGAGUGGACCCAAGAACUUCGAGAUCUCAAACAGCUCAGGGUGAUGCAGUUCAUACAUGUCAGGCAAAGGGCAAACCUGGCCCAUCAGAAUGCUCCCCCACAUGCUAAAAAUGCAUUUUGGUGUGAAGUCAAGGCAGGUCCAGGAGGGUCGGAUCCCUUGGAGAUUGCACCGGUCCUUGCUUUCUGUCCAUGGAGCUUAGGCCACCCACACAGAGAGCAAAAUUCUAGUUAUCUUCAGGAGUCACAAAAGCUUCCCUCUCUUAACCUAUGUACUCUGAAGACCCUGGAGGUGCACGUUACAAGGCUGCAGCAAGGAAGUGCAGGAGGUGAAGUUAGAGCCAGAAAAGGACUGGGCCUCGCCCUCAGGCUUACUGAUCCCUAAACAUCAGUACUCACAGAAGAGAGAGAGCCACGUGUCUGCCCUGGCUAAUAAUGGUGAGGCCAGUUUUAGACCCAUCCCAGAAAAACAGGAAUACUAAGGCCACAAAGUUUUUCAAGUUGAAGAGGCUCCACCACCAUCCCUUCCACAGGUGUGCUUUGAGGUGAACCUACAGAUGCCACAUUCCUGGAAAAAAGCCCCUCAGACAUGUCUGAUAGAGAUGGUGACACUCACUGAGUCUGUCCCUACACUGGGCAGACUCCUGUUCUCCUCACCUGUGUGUAAGGAGACUGAGAAGGCCCUAACAGGGAUCCCACCUAGUGAUGCCCAGAGAUCCUUAAAGGACCUUCCCACUGGACAGGGCAGCAGGAAGCCUUCCCAGAGACUGACAUCCGGUCUCACUGGCACAGCCUAGGAGAAGAAGCAUCCUGGGCACCAGCAGACACAGCCUAGAAGUCCCCGUGAUGCCUGCAACACCUGUCUUCCAAGACAGAGGACAGCCAGGCCUUCAGCCAGGCAUCGGGAGUGAGUUUC